AUGAGCUCACAGCACACAACAUACGCUGCACUCUUUAUUGUCGCCAUUUUCAUGUUACAGUACGCUACGACAGAAAGUGACGACAGAUAUGUUCGUCAACGAAUCGCUCGAGCACCGAAGUUCAUUCGCUUUGGACGUGGUGGUGGUGCGAAAUUCAUUCGAUUUGGGCGAAGCGACAAUAAUAUGAAAGACGACGAAAUCGAUGAAGCUGAGUACUACGACGAUGCACAUCAGGAUGAUAAGAGAGCAGCAAAAUUCAUCAGAUUUGGAUAA
Angiostrongylus costaricensis is the source of this 273-nucleotide messenger RNA. The record is from the annotation of a GenBank genome assembly. Lineage: Eukaryota; Metazoa; Nematoda; Chromadorea; Rhabditida; Metastrongylidae.